This is a messenger RNA of Haliotis rufescens (red abalone), 1834 nucleotides long. RefSeq names its product U2 snRNP-associated SURP motif-containing protein-like. Bases 25 to 1155 code for a protein of 376 amino acids. The transcript has 10 exons. Gene Ontology annotation, cellular component: nucleus. The record is from RefSeq and is a predicted model, not a curated record. NCBI's taxonomy places the organism in Eukaryota, Metazoa, Mollusca, Gastropoda, Lepetellida, Haliotidae. Gene Ontology annotation, molecular function: RNA binding.
AUAUCCGUACGAACGCUAGACAAAAUGGCGAACAAAUUACCAUGGGGCCUGAAAGGGAGCCGUUUAGCCCCUGGUUCUGCAAAGACCAUCUCCGAGAGCAAGUUGAAAGCUUUCGAGGUGGGGACUAUGAACCUUGGAAAACAAUCCCUGUCAAAAAAGGAAAUAGAUGAAAUGAGGAAAAAGCAAGAUGCAGAAGCCACAGCACAGGUAUAUGAGGAGUUUGUUGCUUCCUUUGAUGAAGCACAUAAACAUGCAGGCACGAAGAUGUGGGUCAAGGGAGAAACUGUCAAUGCUGACAGACCUUUUAGUGGCAACCCAAGAACUCAAAGAAACAACUCUGGAGACUCCAGACCUGACAAAAACCGUCUGUAUAAGCCCACAUCCAAGCUAGCCGAGCUAGCUGCAACAUUCCAGUCUGUGAAGUUGACAAGGAAAGAAGAUGAUAAACCGAAUUCUAACAAAAAGAAAAGAGGAGAUGAGAAGAAGAAAAGCAAUCUGGAACUCUUCAAGGAGGAAUUGAAACAGAUUCAAGAAGAAAGACAAGAGCGACACAAACUAAAGAAAGUGUUGAGAGAUUCAGGUGUUGAUCUGCCAGAAAUCGACACCAAACUUUACCCCUUUCUUGAUCCCAUGGACAUAGGACCUGCUUCACUACGUGGGCCAGGAGACCGAGCAGGGGGAAUUGGAUCAUUUGACCCGGGAGAUGAGAACACAACCAACAUCUAUGUGGGCAACAUAUGUCCAAAGAUGACAGAGCAACAGCGUUGUGAAACAUUUGGGAAGUAUGGUCCUCUAGCAAGCAUCAAAAUCAUGUGGCCUCGCACAGAAGAGGAGCGUUCCCGGGGACGAAACUGUGGAUUUGUUGCCUUCAUGAACAGGAAGGAUGGAGAGCGAGCGAUGAACUCGCUACGAGGAAGAGAAGUGAUGGGCUUCGAAAUGAAGCUAGGGUGGGGUAAGGCGGUGCCCAUUCCGCCCCACCCCAUUUAUAUCCCCCCAGCUCUGGUUGAGAUGACCCAGCCACCCCCACCCUCAGGACUUCCCUUUAACGCACAACCACUGAAGAAGGCAAGACUUGAGAAGUUGUAUGGAAAUAUUCCUCCACCAAAAGAUGGCGAAGAUGAACAGUCUAAGGAGGAGAAAGAAAAGAUCCAGUGAGGAUGAGACGAACAUAAAACCUCUCGCCACAACCGAGUUCUGACAAGACCAAAUCUACAAAGUCUGCUGCAACCACGUCAUCACCCAUGAGCUGGAACUCAAGCCCGGGUGAUGGGAAGUCGUGGGUUUGGUAUGCUAAGGACUUCUCAGAAGAGGAGGGCAAGGUGGAACAACUGGCUGUCAGGUUUAAGAACAAGGAGAUAACUGACAAGUUCAAAAAGAGUUUGAUGCUGUCAAGGCUGAUGGAGAAAAGUUUGUUUCUGUGGAUGCUACAGGAGACGUGUAGAUUGACGGUUAGCCUACCAUAAUCAGUUAUUGUCGCAUAGGUAAUAACCUAAGUUUUAGCUGGACAAACCCGUCGACGGAUAGACAAUUAGGCCGUUUUAAUCUAUGAACCUUGUAGCCAUGGCAAUGCGAAAAACACUGUUCGUUAUGAGCUAGGGACAAGGGGACAAGGGUGUUACAGCCUUGUCAGUUAUGAGGAUGCAUUCUCGUGACGGACUACUCGAAUUGAUACAUGACCCGCUCAGUCUGUUCAGUCUCAGUUCCUGCAAUCUGUGCUUGAAAACGGGUUCUUGAGCUCAAAACGGCCAUUGUUGAUUAUUCCCACUCUUUUCUCCCAAGAGUUUUUUGACAAUUUGUCUGCAAAGACGUCAGAGAAUGUUGGAUCGAGCCCCUA